AUAAAAUAGAAGAAACAGGAAUAUUGCAGCAUGGAGGAUUUAUCGAACGUGGACCUGUCAGAAAAUGGUAAUAAAUCAGAUGUAACUAAGUUAAAUAAAAGACAACGGAAUCGAGCUGCAGCAAUUAAGAGUCGAAAAAAGCACACAGAGAGGGCAGAUGUUCUACAUCAGGAAUAUGAGAAAUUAGAAAAAGACAACGCAGCACUGCGCAACGAAAUUAAACAACUGGAGCAGGAAGCAUCCAGGUUGUCUUGUAUCUUGAAAGAACAUGAGACUACAUGCUGCUUAGACGUUCAUGAUAUAUUUUUGGACAUCUUACAAAAUGCAGACCCAUUUUGGUCCUCAAACAUUAUGGAGCCACUCAGUCCCAUUUAAGUGCACUACCUUUCAUAUUGUACCUUGGAAGUUGAAGUUUGGUAUUUUAGGAUGGAGCGAUACUUUAAACAAUAAUGCCAUCGACUUUAAAAAUUAACAUAGAAACAGCCUUUCGUUACUCUCACCCAUGGUUAAUACAUUUGACUGGUUCAUCAGAACAUUUGGAUAAUGAACUUAUACUUGGGUAAUUUGGCUACCCCUUGUUUGAGAGAUCAUUUAUUUUUUCUGUUUUAAUUACUGUGUCACCCUACCUCAAGAAGCAGAUCCCUGGAUUAUUUUGGCUGCUGUUUGUUUGAUGGUGUAUGAUGCCAUAGACUAAAACGCAACUGGUCUGACCGUGUAGCACCCUCCUAUAUAUGGUGGUGGAUGUAUAGUGCAAAGUGGUUUGCAAACUCAUCAAAGCUUCAAAUAU
Messenger RNA from Pelobates fuscus (common spadefoot toad), 787 nucleotides. RefSeq names its product basic leucine zipper ATF-like transcription factor 2 (gene BATF2). Bases 31 to 375 code for a protein of 114 amino acids. Gene Ontology annotation, cellular component: nucleus. Gene Ontology annotation, biological process: regulation of transcription by RNA polymerase II. Gene Ontology annotation, molecular function: RNA polymerase II cis-regulatory region sequence-specific DNA binding; DNA-binding transcription factor activity, RNA polymerase II-specific. NCBI's taxonomy places the organism in Eukaryota, Metazoa, Chordata, Amphibia, Anura, Pelobatidae. The record is from RefSeq and is a predicted model, not a curated record. The transcript has 3 exons.